UCAGAGCGCGUGUUCACAGGACACCGCCAAGCUCAGUUUGACUGCUGUGUAGCAGCGACGCAGAUCGCGGCGGCCGUUUACAAUCUGAUGCGAUUAAAACCGGCGCGUAUUUAACGGUGUGUGUAAAUAUCAGCGGCAGUAACGAUGCGCAUGUGAGCGGGCGGUUACGGUGAACUUCAGGCACAGACUAAAGACUCCCCCACACUUUACUCACCUGUACAGAUAUCAUGGCUAAAGAUGGUAGACUGAAAGAAGCCAGUAAUGAGAUAAAGGUGUUUGUUAAUCAAAACAUGAGUCCAGGCAAACCUGCAGGUGUUUUAUCUGUCCUGACACUUCACCCGGCAUCUGUCGCUACAGUCAAACAGAUUCUGCCUAAAUCUCUCACAGCUUCAGGUUCAUCUGUUGUACCUCAUAUGCAGGUCAUCAGUACCCCUCAGAGGCCCGGCGUUCCCUCCGGUGUUUUCUUAACCAGUCCUCGCACACCCACCACACACUUUCAAACACCACAGAUUCAACCACAAGAGUCUUCACCGUGGUCCACUGGGCGCAGUGGCAGGAAGGGUGAUAAGAACGGGAAAGGUUUGAGGCAUUUCUCCAUGAAGGUUUGCGAGAAGGUGCAGAAGAAGGUGGUGACGUCCUAUAACGAAGUGGCAGAUGAGCUGGUGACAGAAUUCAGUUCAGGAGACGUCAACAUCUCUCCGAACGAUGCGCAGGUGUACGAUCAGAAGAACAUCAGACGAAGGGUUUACGACGCGCUCAACGUUCUGAUGGCUAUGAACAUCAUCUCUAAAGACAAGAAAGAGAUCAAAUGGAUCGGAUUCCCCACCAACUCAGCGCAAGAAUGUCGGGAUCUGGAGUUGGAGCGUCAGAGACGUCUGGAGAGAAUCAAACAGAAACGCUCUCAGCUGCAGGAGCUCAUACUUCAGCAAAUAGCCUUUAAGAAUCUCGUGCAGAGAAACCGACAGAUGGAGGAGAAGAAUAAGAGACCUCCGCCUCCAAACACCGUCAUCCAUCUGCCCUUCAUCAUAGUGAACACCAGCAAGAAAACCAUCAUCGACUGCAGCAUCUCCAAUGACAAGUUCGAGUAUCUCUUCAACUUCGACAACAUGUUCGAGAUCCACGACGACGUGGAGAUCCUGAAGCGUAUGGGUCUGGCGUUCGGCCUGGAGUCGGGCCGCUGCGGUCCAGAGCAGCUGAAGAUCGCCAGGUCUCUCGUACCUAAAGCCCUGCAGUCGCACGUGACCGAAAUGGCACAAGGAGCGAUAACCCAGCCGUCUGGAGAGCGUUCAUAUGUGGCCACUGACCGCGGGGCGUCGAGCUCAAAUGGAUCUCACCACAGCAGCUCCAGGGUGGAGACGCCUACGUCUUACAUGGAGGAUGAAGAGGAGGAGGACGAGGAUGACUUUGAUGAGAAUGAUGAUGAAGAUUAGCCUAACACCUGCGUUGCCUUGUGUGUCCUCUGGUUAAAGAUCUCGAGUGUUUCUGGAGGUUUGUGUGUUGUGUAUAAGCAGCAGGCCUCAUGAUCCACGAGCGAGAGAGGUCAUCAGUGAGUUUCAUAUGCACAUACUGUUUAUCUUUUGUAUGAAGACUUAAUAUUUCUGCUGUAUUUGGAUUCCCACAAAUGCUUCCCAUAAUUCCACCUGCUCACUUCAGGGCUGCUUCUUCUGAAGAAUCUCACCUUUUUCCCGCAGAGCGUCCUGAUAUUUUUUGAUUGGUAAAGCAGGAUUUUUAUUCUUGGUUUGCUGAAUUUUGUAUCUUGUUCUGCUGUGGUUUGCUCUCACCGGCAGAUAUUUUUGAUAUUGGAGUUUUUUUGACACUUGGGCUAUGAGAUGAAGCUCCACCCAGAUUCAGACUUUAUUUACAAACACUGAACCCCAGCAAGAUGGACACAAACACAUUAACAGCCUUUUUUGCAACUUGUAACAAAUACUACAGAAAAUCUACUUUUCUUAUCUAUGUAAAGAAAUUAAACUAAAAGUGUUUUAUA
This is a messenger RNA of Misgurnus anguillicaudatus (oriental weatherfish), 1987 nucleotides long. RefSeq names its product transcription factor Dp-1, b (gene tfdp1b). The record is from RefSeq and is a predicted model, not a curated record. Gene Ontology annotation, cellular component: transcription regulator complex; nucleus. Gene Ontology annotation, molecular function: DNA-binding transcription factor activity, RNA polymerase II-specific; RNA polymerase II transcription regulatory region sequence-specific DNA binding. Gene Ontology annotation, biological process: regulation of transcription by RNA polymerase II; regulation of cell cycle. Lineage: Eukaryota; Metazoa; Chordata; Actinopteri; Cypriniformes; Cobitidae.